Salpingoeca rosetta is the source of this 1343-nucleotide messenger RNA. RefSeq lists its product as uncharacterized. Bases 165 to 1196 code for a protein of 343 amino acids. The transcript is spliced from 10 exons. The record is from RefSeq and is a predicted model, not a curated record. NCBI's taxonomy places the organism in Eukaryota, Choanoflagellata, Craspedida, Salpingoecidae. Gene Ontology annotation, molecular function: oxidoreductase activity, acting on the CH-OH group of donors, NAD or NADP as acceptor.
UGCAACCUCCCUUUUUUGACUGGUCGCCAUUAAAAGUGCAACGAAUCCACCUGCAACACUAUCGUCAUCAAGCGCAACAGCACACAACAGCUGAAGCAAGCAACAAACAAAGACACCCCAUAUCACAGCAUCACGGCACACAAGAAGCAAAGCAAGCAAGCAAGAUGGCUGAGCGAGUGUGUGUGACCGGCGCCUCUGGCUACAUUGCCACGCACAUUGUGCAGCAACUGCUGGAGGCUGGCUACCAUGUGCGGGGCACGGUGCGUGACCCGUCCAACGAAGCCAAGACCAAAGUCUUGAUGGCCAUCGCCGAGAAGGCCCAAGCUGCAGACCGACUGGAGCUUGUCAAGGCGGACCUGCUGGACGAAGGCAGCUUCGACGAGGCUGUCAAGGGCUGCAAAUACGUCCUGCACACCGCAAGCCCCUUUCAGCUGCAGGCGCGCGGCAGCCCCGAGGAGUACUUUGUGAUCCCCGCGGUGAAGGGCACAGAGAACGUCCUCAACGCCGUGGCCAAGGCUGAUUCCGUGGAGCGCGUGGUGCUCACAUCGUCGUGUGCGGCGGUGGAAGGCUAUGCCGAUGAUAAGGACACCCCGUUCACAGAGGACGACUGGAACCGUACCUCUACCCUCAGCGAUGGAGCGUAUUCGCUCAGCAAGCGCCGUGCUGAGGAAGCGGCAUGGAAGAUGGCCGAGCAACAAGACAAGUACACGCUUGUGACCAUCAACCCUGCCUUUGUGAUGGGCCCAACGCUCACUGGCCGAAACGACACGGCCUCUGUUGAGUUCUUGAAGGUGCGCCUCGUUGUUGGUGUCGACGGCGUCGAUACGCACUGCCUUGUGGACGUGCGCGACGUCGCACUUGCUCACAUCAAGGCCAUGACUUCUCCAAAGGCUCAGGGCCGCUACAUCUGCAGUGCCAAGUCCAUGUCUGUGCUUGAGAUUGCCGCCGCCAUCAGUGCCAAGUACCCAAACUACCGCGUUCCAACGCGCAAGGUGCCAAAGUUCCUGCUGUAUCUGUUUGGGCCGUUUCAGGGGCUGAGCUGGUCGUUCAUCUCCCACAACGUCGGUGUUCCACUGGAGUUUGACAACUCCAAGAUCAAGCGCGACCUCGACUUUGAGUUCAGAGACGUCGACACAAGCUUGGUUGAGAUGGUGGACAGCAUGGUGCAGCAUGGCCUCAUCCCUGACCGUCGUUGAGUCCGAGUGUGACACGUCUCUCCACGCCUUUGUUUGACUCCUACGCUCGCUCGUCCUUACGCCUGGCAGCCUUCACAAACACGACACAAACACACACACACACACGCACACACACGCACACAAUGGUCCUAUUGCUGCCUCUCCUAU